CAGUGGUGAGAGGACGCUUGCACUGCGUCUGCGUGUCGUCUCCCAACUGAAACCUUUGGAACAUACUUUAGCAACGUCUUUCCUACUCGCGUACACUGAGUGAUGUGCUAGAUUUCGAAAUACUUACUGGAAGUGAUAACAAGUACUGUGUCGAUUUAGUGUGAAACUAUGAUUUAAAGAGAUUCCAUUAUUUUCACCUUGCUGUACUGAUAGUGUAGUUUUGCGAGAUGCUGGGUCCUGCGGGAAUGCCUCGCGCUGCCCAUACCGUGACCUGGUCAGACCGGGAGGUGAGCAUUUUAUCCCCACCUGUGCCACACAUCCUCGUUGGAGUUGAAGGAUCGGCUUUAUCUCGUUUGGACAGAUACUUCGAUCCACAGCCUCCGCCACGUCCAGCCAAGCCCGUGGGCCUUCUCCCGAAAUCAAGCACGAUCCAGACAAACAAAUCGAGCCCACCAUCGCAGCAAACCCAACCCUCAAGCGGUAGUAGUCAGCCUCUGAUCGAUGGGGCUGCUUGCAAGACGUCAACAUGGACCUACAAACAGGUAACUUCUGCAAGAAAUUCUGGCAUAUCUGAUAUCGAAAAGGGGGCCAGGUUUCGCCCCGAAAGGCGCGAAAGGAGACCCGUGCAGAAAUUACAAUGGCGAGAAAGUGCUUGGUCCAGGGGAUUUACUACAUCCAAGGAUGAUUAUCUUGAUCUGGACACUCGAAACACCUCAUCCUCUUCAGCUGAUGGGUCUCCAAGGCAUGCUAUUAAGCGGAUCCUCUUGCUGACAGAGAAUUACCAAUACAGAGAUGCAGCUUCUUUUAUCAAUCGUCUGCCUGCUGCUACUUUUAAGGUCAUCAUUUCGGAUCUACCAAUUGAAGUACUAGUCGACGCUAUGCCCCAUUCUCUCCCUAUCGUAGAAGCUCUUUAUUGUAAGGUAGGGGAAACGGCACCUGUGGUAGUAGGAUGCACUGGUAUCCUUCGUCCUGAGGCCGUUGUCUGGCAGAUGGUACGAUUCUUUGCCCAGCAAGAGGAAUGCUUAACAGGCGACAUUCGCUGGGAAUUCUGUGGUCCAUUCGUCACGUCUUGUAAGAAAGUCUUGCGCAUCAUAUCACGAUCUGAGCCAAAAAUUCGUAAGAUCCUUCAGCAGAGAAGGAAGCAGUUGGAUAAGGCCAUCGAAGGUAUGGGGCACCACGGUCUGGUGGGUACCUCUGACGAAUCCCUUCAGAGUCUGCAUGACGCCUUGAAGUUAGAAUUCGAGAAAGUAGUUAAAUCCUACACUCACGCCCUGGAAAAGCUGGAAGAACUGAGUCUCAGUAACAAGGCCUCACUGCAGAGGAGCAUCAGCCACGGCCCUGCUCCUGUCCAAGCUUCUCAUCAACGCCAGCUUUCAAUCACACAGGAAGAAGUUCAACAGAGACUCAUAAAGAACAAGACACUUCUGAAUGUUGUUGAGCCGACACUUGGAAACCACUCUCUCGAUGUCCUUCUCGGUAUCCUUCAGCGAAGGAUCGAGUAUGACAAGGAAACGCUCUUCCAGUUCACACAGUUGAGGAAGGAAGCGAAAGAGGUCGAUGGAAAUGCAGUCAUCGCCCCAAUCCUCAUGCGUUACAAGCACGGCUGCGAACAGGUCCUGGAGAUGCUGAAGGAGGCCAUGGAAGAGGACGGAGGGGGUCCUGCAGGAGAUGAGGACGAGGGCAGCGACGUCAGUGGCUACCACAGCGAUUCUGACUCGGCCAUCAUGAUGUCAGGGAAUUCCCCUUACGUCAGCAAGCACGCAAGAUUCAAUUUCCUCACCAGAUCAGUUCGUGAUCGCUCCCGUGUGGGUCUAAGGUCCUCCCUGCCCUUCUCCACAAUGGGCCUACCAUCUGGGGCAUCAUCUUCUGGUGUAUCUUCUGGGUCUUCAGACACACAGAGCCAGGGCAGCGGUGGCGACUCAAAGAGCGACUCCCCAACACCCGAAGGAUCGAGAAAGAACGGCGAAGCGUCGUCCAGCUCUUCGUCAUCGUCAUCUUCAGGAGUAGUUUCCGGCGUCAGCCUCCGGUGCGCAAAGGGACACGAAUUGCCUGUAACGGCUGGUGCCAGGGAAUCGGCUGCCCUCCGACAGGAGGUCGAGACCCUGAGAGCAGAGAUCACAAAAGCUCGCCAGACUAUCCUUCAUAUGCAGGAAAGGGAGAAGAAACUGAAGGACAGGUUGGGUGACAGAGCUUCUCGUGGCGUUGAAAGAGGCACUGGAAGAAUCGAGAACCUUAACCUGGGCGAACGUCGUCCUUCUGCUCUGGUGAGGCGAUACGGCAACCUGUACGCCCAGGCCAGAGUUGACACCUUGGACUCUCUGGAUGCCCUUCCAGACCUCAAGAAUGCUGAAGAGCUCAAAUCUAAGCUCCUGUUUAGUGUAGUUGUGCUGGCUUUCCGAUCUGCUGCAUCGUCAGCAUCUACGCUUAAAGAAGAAGUACGCCGUGUCAUGCAGAUGCCACCACCUCCAUGCCAUGGAGACGGGCACGAUCAUCAAGCAGCUUUCGAUACCCAGUCACAUGCCUUAGAGUUGGCUAUUUCAUCUUACGUCACUGCAACUAUUGAUAAGCAUGAUUUGACCAAGAAUGUUGACGAGGUGUGCCAGCAAAUAUGGGCCACACUAUAUGACUACCCAACGCUGAAGACUUGCGAGGGGCUUCUCCAGUACAUAAAGGACUGCGUCCGCCUGGCUUGGGGCCUCAGCAACCAGACACCGCCUUACGUCAUUGACUACGAAACCCGAACCUUCAAGAAGGAAUGCCACGUCCGCUUCCACACAGCGGAUCCAGACAAUGAUGUCAUCAAAACGUACUUGUGGCCAGCGCUGCUAGAAGGGCCUGGUGGUGCGUGCGUUCAGAAAGGUGUUGUGGUCACUUAAAGGAGGCAAGACGGAGAGGGCGUCUCUUCUGCGGUGGAAGAGUUCCUAAUCUCUGGUUUGGAUUCGGUCUUCAUUGAUCGUGAUUCGCUGGCCCCCACCGACCUACUGUACAUAUAUCCCGCUGUAUAUAGUAUCAUGUUUUGUAUGAUAACGUGUGGUAGCUUUUCUGAGCAAGCUAUCUUCGAUGUCCAGUGGAAUAACGAAUCUAUUUUUAUGUAUGAUUAAAUUAUUAUUAAAUUAAUAAUACAUCAAAUUGAUUUUAUGGUAUUUAGACCACAAAAUUUCGCGCCAUCAAAGGCCACCGGAAGAAGUUUCCUUUGCGAUUUAGCGAUUAAAGAUUUUUUUUCGGAAAAAAACUUUUAUUGUAACUUAAUUCUUAAUAUCUAUUUUCAUUCAAAUUGCAUUUUUAUAAUAAUUCCAUGAAUUUUCAAGAUCAAGACAAAUCAUUUUUCCUUGUUUUAUCAGUUAACUUCCUUUUAUUACACAGUAUUUUUCUUAUUUCAUAGUUUUUGAUAAACAUGCGGGAAACAAGCCUCAAAGCAUUUUCAUAUUUUCAAAGAUGAAACUCAUUUCGGAUUUCUGUGGACUAAAUAUAUUGGUCUUAGUACAAAGCAACCAAAUUUCAAUUGAAGCAACUCGUUUAAGGAUGAACUAAAAGGACUUCUGAUGUACAUAGUAAUGAACCCUGUACAGGUAUCAUUAUACAGAUAUUAGGAUUAGGCGACUCUUUGUAUAAUAACUAUGAUUCUUUGUGUAUAGUAAGGUUUUGAGUUCUUGUUUUAUUAUAUGUGCAUAGUAAGGUUCUUCUCAUUUUGUAUUAGUACUGUGCAAAUGGGCUGGGUAAUAAAAUAAAUAAUUUUAACGAGAAAAGUUAUGGAAAAUCUCAAACCAAUGUGAAUAUCCAUUUCAAGUAUUACAGACAUUUACCCAAAAUAAUUCCAUUAUAAUAUUCUUUCUCUGGGAGUCUCCCAUUUAUUGAUUUUCCUCAUCGUACCCUUCCAAUAUUUGCACCUGGUUCACAGAAGCGUUUUCCAGUGUAUUCUGCGUGAAUAUACCCCAUUUAAGCGCUGCCAACACGGAAGAUAUUCAGCCUGUAUACUUUUGAUGGCACCUGAUCCACGGUACCCCUUUCAAAUUCUCUGUGACCUUACCGUGGGCGGUUUUUUAAAAUGCCAAAACUGUUUCUAGUAUUAUCUCUUGUCCUUAUGUUUUGUAUUACUUCUAGUUUUAUUUAUUCAGGCAACUCACUCUCUAUAUCGUUAUGUGAACUGGUCCGUCUGUUCUUCCCGUUUACGUCUAUUCUGAUAAAUUCUGCCUUUAUACUGUAAUAAAGAAUUAUUAUCCUGUCAGAGGGUUGGUAGAUUAGAUCUAUUCUGAGAAGCUUCCAGCUCAGAAAAUUCGCGCAGACAAGAUGGAUUCAGGCCCACCGUUAGAGAGAACGUGUUGCUUAUCAUUAUUUCAGUUUUACGACCUUCAUCCAUUUCUCAUUAUUUAAAAUCCCAUCCUCAUAGCUUUAACGUCUUCUCUCCCUCAAGCUCUGCAAGCGAUUGAAUUGUACCAAUUCAUUUUUGUUGUUCUGCAGGGCUUGCACAUGAUAUUCAUCUAUAGGUGUUAUUUGGUUAAAUUUUUUGUUCUAAUGUUCAUGUAAAAAUCUAUUUUACGACUCUUCGUUAUGCUUACAGAUACUCAAUAAUGACACCGUGAGUUGGUAUAUCAUACGUAACAAAAUGCUACCAGUAUAUAAAGAGAUUUUUACCUGUUUCCAUUUCAUGAAAUGUUGUUUUUUUUAUACUACGUUUUGACAUAUGUGUCACUUGUCGACGUGUCUUAGGAAAGACACACUUGUGUCUUUCCUCAUCAGUACUUACAAUACUCUUUAUAAUAAUCCUUUACCUGUACAUAUUUAUAUUUUUAUAUAAUUUUAUGUCGUGGAAAUAUUGUACAUCUAUACUUAAGCAUCUACUUUUAAGACUUUAUGCCCAAUUAUGAAAGUAUUAUUUGUCUUUAAAAUAUAUGUUUAUUUUAUGUUAGUGUGAACUCGAAAGCCUGACAUGGACUGGAAUUUGUAGAUAGGUGCUGGAGGAUCGUUCUUUGAAGUAAGAAGCCCUUUGAUUGAAAUUAACCUGCUGCUUAUAAAUGAUAAAAAAACAAAUCUAGCGCUUUGUUAUUUAAUCCGAGACACAGGCCACGCCCCAAGGUUGACAUAGAUGCCAUUUACCUAUGGAUAGAAUGCUUUUCACACGUUAAAGAUUUCUUUCUGGAAAUAUCUAGCACCUGCAUCAUUCCUGGGAGGCGGUCUUCGUGUCUUGGCAUGAAAUAAAAGCCAGUAAUAUUAUUUCAGUAAUAAACAGGAUUUUCCUCUCAAUGCUUAUGAUUGAUUUAUAUAAGCCCAUGUCACAUGACUUUCGAUGAAACAUUCUAAAUACCUUAAUAAAAGGGGAAAUAAUCGAAGCGCGGUUGAUGCAAUUGGUAUUUUGCGUAUUUUCAUAUUAUAUACUAUUAAAGCCUAUCUACCUAACACCGCAGAUAAGCAUUUCCAGCAAAAGAGGGUAUUGUAUCCGAUGUCCCUUCCCUUUUGGCUUUCUUAUUAAAAGAAAACUGUGUCCUUAGUUGUAAGACGAGUGCCAUGCUGUAAUAUGGUGUAACCAUGAAGAAUUCUAAUGUAAAUUAUAUAUAGCAAUAAAGGUGAUUAACAAUGAUUAA
Macrobrachium nipponense is the source of this 5579-nucleotide messenger RNA. RefSeq lists its product as uncharacterized. Bases 228 to 2876 code for a protein of 882 amino acids. The transcript is spliced from 9 exons. Gene Ontology annotation, biological process: mitophagy by internal vacuole formation; mitochondrial protein catabolic process. Gene Ontology annotation, cellular component: mitochondrial outer membrane. The record is from RefSeq and is a predicted model, not a curated record. NCBI's taxonomy places the organism in Eukaryota, Metazoa, Arthropoda, Malacostraca, Decapoda, Palaemonidae.